Molecule: messenger RNA, 943 nt
Organism: Perkinsus marinus ATCC 50983
Lineage: Eukaryota; Perkinsozoa; Perkinsida; Perkinsidae
Product: phosphoglycerate mutase domain protein, putative
Exons: 7
Coding region: 1-876 (291 amino acids)
Cellular component (GO): cytoplasm
Molecular function (GO): phosphatase activity
Source: RefSeq, a predicted model, not a curated record
AUGACAGUCUAUGUUGUGUUUGUGAGGCAUGCCGAGUCUGCUAACAAUAAACGAGGCACUAAUGAUACGCGAGGGAACGAGGAUAAUUUGGGGUCUGCUAAUCAGCGAACACGAGCGCGCUCCGCUCAGGGAAGGGAGGCAGAUCCCGCUCUCACUGAGCGAGGCUUGAGACAGGCUGAGGCUACUGCACGCUAUUUAGAUGGUUUGGCAGAGAAGGGUGUUUGGACUGUGAGGAAGCUCAUCGUGUCACCGAUGUUGCGAACCCUCCAUACUGCCCGGCCAAUGAUGAAGACCCGACUGGGCGAAGGAGAGGUGGCGAUAGACAGUCGGUUUCACGAGGAAGGCGGCCUGUUCCAGGGGCCCCGAUCUUGCCGAGGGAAGGAUGAGGAAUUCGUAUUCGGACUGAAUCGCCGAGAAGCAUUCGAGGAGCUCGACUCCAACCGGGGCUUUGAAGAUGUGCAAUGGAUUGGCCCCGAAGAGAGCGAAAUAAAUGGCUGGUGGACCGGCGGUUUUGAGGAGCAAGCUGCUACUCGAGCCAGAGCUAAGUGUGUUGCGGAAGCCCUUUGGGAUGCUGUGGGGAAGAUUGAAGAGGACCGUGCAGGGGAGGAUAACUCUGCCAUAGUAGUGGUAUCGCAUGGCUUGUUUCUGGAUGCGGUGUAUUGCGAGCUUCUUGGUAUGUCAAACGUCGGAGAGAGAAGCAGUUUUUUCAUGACGGCCAAUUGCUCUGUAUCGGUGAUGAUGUUCUCUGAAUCACAUAGAAAACGUAGAUGUGGAUUUGUGUGCCAUGGUUCCAUCGCUCAUCUGCCGGCUGAGCUGCGUACGGGCCAUUCUAUUGGUGGUCUAAAGCUCGACCAGAAAUGGGUGGCACUGUCCUGAAAGUCUACGUCACGAUGAGCUUCCUCGUAUGUAUUUGCUAUUGUUUGUACUGUCCCGGUAAUUCCUU